Molecule: messenger RNA, 2084 nt
Organism: Rhopalosiphum padi (bird cherry-oat aphid)
Lineage: Eukaryota; Metazoa; Arthropoda; Insecta; Hemiptera; Aphididae
Exons: 1
Coding region: 338-973 (211 amino acids)
Source: RefSeq, a predicted model, not a curated record
GUACACUUAUCUUAGUGUCGUGGUUAUAACAGCAUAUUACAUAUUAUAUCUCUUGUAUUGUAAGGCCUUUUAUCGUCUUGACCGCCAAGUGUUCGUUUUUUAUGACUUCAGACUUACAUUUACUUUUACUAUAUUUCAAAGUGAUUAUAUAUAUAUACCGAUCACAGAAGGAGUGUAAUUUAAUAUAAUAUAAGUAAGUCGUUUUAAUAAAAUAUAUUUUGAAGUGCGCAUCGUGUAAAUAAUAUAAAAAAGGUACUACCUACGUAGACGCGUAGUAUUAUUUUCCGUUUCGACGUAUUUUUAUAUAAUAUAAUAGAAAAUAUAUACAUCAUAAAUCAUGGGUUUUAUAGACAAAUCGGUCUCGUUUUCUAUUGUGUUUUUAAUCAACUGCAUACUUUCCGUAAGGUCUGACAACUGUCAACCUCUCAUCGAUUUGAUCACCAACAACAAAUUGUACAUGCUAAACGCAUCGGAAAUAGUAGCGUUUUUCCCAAUCGAUUUCAAAUUCGUAACGACCGACUAUGGUGGCGUCACUUGCUCGAGCGGUAAUUGCACAACGUCAAACGAAGUAAUGUACAAGAACAGACGAAUAGUAUCGCUUUCUAAUACAGACUUGGCAAUAAGUGAUAAAGAAUUGUCCGAAGCUAUUUACAACAGUUUGGCCAGUAACACGCAGUUGAAUGAUGUUAUAAGCGUUUUCCCCAACAGAUUUGUGGUGAAAUCACGUACCGAAAAAAAUACUUUUUUGGUUUAUUCCACAGUGUUCGGUCUGAAUAUAGAUAUCCUAAAUCCGGGAUGCGACCGAACAAAGUUUCAAUACAGGUCAAAAAUAGCGAAAAUAAAAGGACUUGUGUGUAAGGUUCAUUUCCUAUCUGGCGUCAGAUAUGGCCUUGAUUGUGGCGAUAUCCUAUUAUUUUUAAAUGCUAUAAACGACGAUAGUGCACUUGACCACGAAACAAAAUGUGAACCUUAAAAAAAUAACAAAAUAUUUUUCAUAAUAAUUUCACUUUCAAUUAACGAAUAUAUACAACUGCAGUGAUGCCAGCUAAGCAUUAUUUUUGUGAAUGUUGAUAGAGUAUAUCGAUCAUGAUGUCAAACAAUACUUUUAAUGCCAAACUUAAAACAAAUCCUAGUUAUUUUUAGACGAAUGAUUUUUAAUUGUUUUUAAAUAACAAAAUAAUUUUUAUAGUACAACACUCACUGUUAUUAUUAAUUGUUAAUGUGGAAGUAUUCGAUAUUUUUUUAUAAGCAAUAUAAAAUGUUUUUGUGUUAGGUAAUACGUUAUUUUAUUAUAAGAAUAGGUAUGUUUUUUUGCUGUGAAAAUUAUUCAAUAUCAUUAAAUGUAUUACAAAAAUAAAAAACAAUAAUCAAUUAAAAAUAAAGGUACUUAAUAUGUAAUAUUGAUAUUUUAAUUGAAAUAAUUAUUAUUAUUAUACGACUCUGAUAUGAGUGGUAUGGAUCACAUCACACACACGAAAUUUCAAUGUCACUUUCAAAUUUCAAACCGUUAAUGCCGUACACUUGGGACCUAAUAGAGCAUGAUCAAUAACUAUACUUAAAGCUAUAAUUGUAUUAUGAUACAAUAGACAUUGUUUUCGAUAGAAAUUGGUUAAGAUAUUGUUUGUAUGGAAAUGGAAUUCGUUGAAGAAAUAAUUAUAUUAUAACCACACACGUAGAACUACGCAACAAUUUUGACUUAAUCGUACGGCUGUACAAGAAAAUCUACGAGGUAUAUAAACUAAUAAAAUAUAUAAUAUCAUAAUUCAUAAUAUUAUGUACCAGCGUAUAAAAUAAUGCAUAGCGACGAAUAAAUGUAAAUUAUGAAAGAAUACUGGUCGAAAUAAUCAAAUCUAUUUGUCAAUAGUUAUUUUAUAUCUGUAAAAUAAUAUGAAUGAAAUAAAACUCACAAAUAAACCGUCAGUGGUGGAUAAUGAAAAUAUAGAUAAUAUCACGUAACCUAUUAAGGUCCACUGUUGUAAAUGUAUAUUAAAGUUUCGAACAAAACCACAGGUCGUACAAAAUAGAUUUACGUAUAUGUAUUUAUUUAUUAUUUUAUAACAAUAAAAUAAAAUAAUUAUAUAUAA